GGCGGCGCGCCAGCAGCGUGCUAGUUUCUGCAGGGAGCCGUGCGGACCGGCGCUCUCCACAAACCAUGAGCGGGGGACGGAGCGCCGUUAUUGCCGGGGUGUGCGGAGCUCUUUUCAUUGCAUACUGUAUUUACUUUGACAGAAAGCGACGGAGUGAUCCUCGUUUCAAGGAAAAGCUACGUGAACGUAGAAGCAAAAAAAACGUUUCUUGUGAAAAAUCUGGACACGUUAAGCUGCCUGACUUGAAGGACCCGGAAGCUGUGCAGAGAUUCUUUCUGGAUGAAAUCCAGCAGGGAGAAGAACUGCUGACACAAGGUGAAUUUGAGAAAGGUGUAGACCACCUGACCAACGCCAUUGCCGUGUGUGGGCAGCCACAGCAGCUCCUUCAGGUGCUCCAGCAGACGCUGCCUCCUCCGGUCUUCCAGAUGUUGCUCACUAAACUACCCACAGUCAGCCAGCGAAUCAACUUGCAGUCUUUAAAGGAAGACGAUGUCGAGUGAAUGUAUGGACGAAGCGAUGUGGAGAUGUUUCAUUAUUCCUUCAGUGGAUUCCAGACUUUAUAUUGUUGCACUGUUUAAACGAAUGAUUGCACUUGUGAGCCCGAUGUUGACGGCGCUCUCAGCACUCCAGCAUUAAUGGACUUACUUCUUUCUAAGCUCGCCCUUCUGAAGAUAUGUUUAUCUGUUUCCAUGUAUAUUAUCUGCAUUCUGAAAAGUAAUUAUUUUUGUUGAUCAUGUUGCUGAUAUCCAGUGUAAAAUAAAUAAUUUAUCUGUUACAUGUUUGUUUGUGUUGAUGGAUAUGAAACAUGUGGCUACUUGUGAAAUAUUGUCAAGAUUCCUUGAAAAGCUUUUGUUGACAGUUCAUUUUAUAUUUUUAUUUCAGUCUCACUCUGUAAAAUCCUUCAAUAAACCGUGAACACAC
This is a messenger RNA of Cololabis saira (Pacific saury), 921 nucleotides long. RefSeq names its product translocase of outer mitochondrial membrane 20 (gene tomm20a). The coding region runs from base 66 to 500 and encodes 144 amino acids. The transcript is spliced from 5 exons. Lineage: Eukaryota; Metazoa; Chordata; Actinopteri; Beloniformes; Belonidae. Gene Ontology annotation, cellular component: mitochondrial outer membrane; mitochondrial outer membrane translocase complex. The record is from RefSeq and is a predicted model, not a curated record. Gene Ontology annotation, molecular function: transmembrane protein transporter activity. Gene Ontology annotation, biological process: protein import into mitochondrial matrix; tRNA import into mitochondrion; protein targeting.